CAAUUUCUGGAUGAACGUACAAAAACAUGCUUUUUUUCCUCAUAUUAACAAUUUCAAGUUCGGUGACCGAAAGUGUAACAUUUGAAAUUACUCACCAAUGGUCCUACAUCAAUUUCACUUGGGAAAGUUCCAUCGUCUACGCAGAAGCCAUCAAAUCUCGCCAGUACAUCCCGGAGCACGUCGCCAUGACCGGAAUCAAAUUCUACCGGAGUCGGUGGUACAUCGCUUUGCCCAAAUUCCGGCCCGGAGUUCCGGUCACUCUGGCCUACAUUUCCGCCAAUGAGUCACAAACAAACCCACUUUUGACCCCUUACCCGGACUGGAAAUCCAACACCGACCCCACAUGUGAGGGGGUCAAGGCGGUGCAAAGCUUCGAAAUUGACCGGAAUGGGGUCCUGUGGGUACUGGACGGCUUCCGGUUGACUCCGGCCACCACGUGUCCCACUAAACUCAUUUGUUACGACUUAAAGACACACCGCCGCAUCCGGAGUUUCACAUUCCCGAAAACAAUCGGGCUCCGGAGGGGCGGUUUUUUCAACGAUAUCGUCGUCGAUGAUAGUGGCUAUGUGUACAUAACAGAUGCCAGUUUCAUCGACCCCGGAUUAAUUGUGUUCUCGGUCCGGGAAAACCGGGCUUGGAAAUUCCGGGACGGGUCCAUGUUUCCGCAAAUGCGAGCUGCGAAUUUCGUGGUUGAUGAUAUGGUGUUCACACAGUUGGGGACCAUUAAUGGUAUUGCGCUCACCCCUCGGGGGCGUAACCCCCGGAUGCUGCUGUACUGCUCCUUGGUCGGAUUUAGCGUCUUUGGGAUAAGUACCGAAAUUUUGAAACGGGAGGAUUUACUGAGUAGUGGCGAUUGGAGGGCUAAUGUGACCUAUUUGGGGGAUAAACAGGCUCAAGGUGACGGGAUGGCAAUGGACGAAUUGGGGAAUUUGUACUACGGUUUGUUGCCACUUUAUGGAGUAGGGAAAUGGAAGGUGCUUGGGGGAAUACCACCCGAAAUUUUGUACCAGAACCGGAGUACGAUGAUUUGGCCUGAUAGUUUCGCUUUCGACAACCAGGGUUACACCUAUGUGCUUGCUGAUUCCAUUCACAAGUUCGCAGAUUCCAAUGUUAGGCUUGUUCUAAACGAUAAAAUUCAAUUCAGGAUUUUUAAAUUUUUCACAGGAACAAAAAGUUAUUUGUUUUAAUGUUUUUAUCAGCACUUUGUAUUACUUUUUUCGACUUAAGGGGUUACGGUU
Molecule: messenger RNA, 1238 nt
Organism: Tribolium castaneum (red flour beetle)
Lineage: Eukaryota; Metazoa; Arthropoda; Insecta; Coleoptera; Tenebrionidae
Gene: Y-4
Product: yellow-4
Cellular component (GO): extracellular region
Source: RefSeq, marked validated